AUGAACCCAAAGCGUUGGUCCUACAGCUCUCAGCAGCAGAUUCGCCUCAGGAGACAGGUAAAGUGUGUUUGUGUCUUUGUGAGGCUCCAGAUCCAUGAGGUCGACCUGGAGGUUACCAGGAAGGAAGUGGUGUCCACUCUUUCCCUGAUCAUGGUUCGAGUCACAGGAUGCAUCAGCACCGUGUCAGGGUUCGGCUCCACAGACACAUUUUGGUUCGAUACCAUCACUGAGGCACCGACAGUAUCAUGCUCAGCGGGCCGGAGCGCUUCUUCUGACCGUCGGGACCGUCUCCGCUCCGGGCUCGGCCUCCGGGGGCUGUCCGUGUCGUCCCCCCGCCUGUCGGGCUGCAUUCCCCGCUGCUGCUGCGCUGAAGCUCCGGGAGGCUCCGGGCGCGUCCACCCUGACUGCAAUGGGAUGCUGCGGGAGCGCGGAGGUAAGCACGGCCCGGCCCGGCCCGGCCCGGCCCGGCCCGGCCCGGCCCGGUACUCCUGCCCGGUGCCCUUCCGCAGAUCCCCGGGGCGUCGGACAAAGAGAGAGUGGAGACCGCUGGAGGACCGGAGCUGCACCGACCUGCCCUGGUUCCUCCUGUUCACCGUCUUCUGUGUCGGAAUGGGGAGCAUCUGUGGCUUCACCAUCGUGACGGGCGGCGCCGCCCGCCUGGUGCUGGGAUACGACAGCUACGGGAACACGUGCGGUCGACGCAACGAGCCGAUCGAAGACGUGCGGCUCAGCGGCCUCGACCACACCGACAGGAAGUUCGUCUUCUUCCUGGAUCCCUGCAACGUGGACAUUGUUCAGAGGAAAAUCAAGUCCAUGGCCGUGUGUGUGUCUCUGUGUCCGAGCGAUGAGCUGAAGACGUACCAGGACCUGAAGAUGUUUGCCAUGCUCAACGGUUCUGAGCUGUGUUCCUACGAGUUAGCGGCUCAUAAAUAUCCUGGUCUACCUGAGAGGUUCUCUAAAUGUCCCAAACUUCCUGUUCCACCCAGUAAGCCGCUGCCGGUGUUUAACCGCUGCACUCCGAUGGAUAUUUCCUGUUAUACGAAGUUUGCAGAGGCCGUGGUGACGUUUGUGGGAGACAGCAGUUUUCUGCACCGACUGAUCGCUGGCGUCGCUGCGAGUAAAGAGAUCAUCGUGGGACUGUGCGUGCUAGCGCUGGUCCUCUCCAUGAUCCUCAUGGUGAUCAUCAGAUACAUCUCUGCCGUCCUCGUCUGGAUCCUCACCUCUCUGGUGGUCCUCGGAUCGCUCGCCGGAACCAGCGUCCUCUGGUGGCUCUACAUCGACCACCGGCUGUACGGAAACGACACCUCCCCCAAAGUGCGGAAGGAGGCGAGAGAAGAGGGGGAGAUCAGUAGAGACAGCGGCCAGGCGCUGCUCGUCUACGCUGUCGCCGCCACCGUCUUCACCAUCAUCCUGCUGCUGCUGAUGCUCUUCAUGAGGAAACGAGUGGCGCUGACCAUCGCUCUGUUCCACGUGGCAGGAAAAGUCUUCAUCCACCUCCCCCUCCUCACCCUGCAGCCCUUCGUCACCUUCCUCGCUCUCCUGCUCUUCUGGAUCUACUGGAUCCUGGUCCUGCUUUUCCUGGGAACCAGUGGAAACCCGGUCCAGAAUGAGGAGACAGGUUUGACGGAGUUCAGACUGACAGGUCCUCUUCAGUACCUCAUCUGGUAUCAUGCCGUGGGUCUGGUCUGGAUCAGUGAGUUCAUCCUGGCCUGUCAGCAGAUGACUGUGGCUGGAGCUGUGGUCACGUACUACUUCACCAGGGACAAGAACCGUCUCACGAUGACCCCGAUCCUGUCGUCUGUCGCGAGGCUGGUCCGGUACCACUUAGGCACCGUGGCUAAAGGAUCCUUCAUCAUCACGCUGGUCAAGAUCCCUCGACUCAUCCUCAUGUACAUCCACAACCAGCUGAAAGGAAAGGAGAACGUCUGCGCUCGCUGUCUGCUGAAGACGUGCAUCUGUUGUCUGUGGUGUUUGGAGAAGUGCCUCAACUAUCUCAAUCAGAAUGCAUAUGCAGCCACAGCGAUCAACGGCACCAGUUUCUGCACGUCUGCACGCGACGCCUUCGUGAUCCUGGUGGAGAACGCUCUGCGUGUCGCCACAAUCAACGCCAUAGGAGACUUUGUGCUCUUCCUUGGGAAGGUCCUGAUUGUGACAUCGACAGCAUUCGCUGGCGUCCUCCUCCUCAACUACCAGAGGGAUUAUGCCGAGUGGCUUCUGCCGCUCAUCAUCGUGUGUCUCUUCUCCUUCCUGGUGGCGCACUGCUUCCUGUCCAUCUUCGAGAUCGUGGUGGACGUCCUAUUCCUCUGCUUCGCCAUCGACACCAAGUACAACGAUGGAACUCCAGGAAAAGAGUUCUUCAUGGACAAAGCUCUGAUGGAGUUCGUGGAGAGCAGCCGGAGGUUGGAGCGGGUGGAGCGUGGGCGGAGCCGGGUGAAGGAGGCGGUGUCUGAGGGGGCAGAGAUGAAGCCCAUGGCUCCGGGGACGAGUUCAGCUUGACCAAAAUCAGAGGGAAUAAAAACGAGAGACAUUCCAGAAGUUUAUUUUUCCAGGUGUAACAUGUUUACUAUGGUUUCACUCCAGGGAAAACAAUAUUUUAAUAAGAAACUGUAAAAACGUAACGAUGACGCACUUUAUACCGAAGCGCUGCAGAUUUUAAACCUGCUGAUGCAUUUUUUCGUAGUGAUGUCUUUUUUUAUAAACUCACCCUGAACUCA
Molecule: messenger RNA, 2714 nt
Organism: Pleuronectes platessa (European plaice)
Lineage: Eukaryota; Metazoa; Chordata; Actinopteri; Pleuronectiformes; Pleuronectidae
Gene: slc44a1b
Product: solute carrier family 44 member 1b
Exons: 17
Coding region: 1-2496 (831 amino acids)
Biological process (GO): transmembrane transport
Cellular component (GO): membrane
Molecular function (GO): transmembrane transporter activity
Source: RefSeq, a predicted model, not a curated record